Daktulosphaira vitifoliae (grape phylloxera) is the source of this 1464-nucleotide messenger RNA. RefSeq names its product E3 ubiquitin-protein ligase RNF8-like. Lineage: Eukaryota; Metazoa; Arthropoda; Insecta; Hemiptera; Phylloxeridae. The coding region runs from base 485 to 1198 and encodes 237 amino acids. The record is from RefSeq and is a predicted model, not a curated record. The transcript is spliced from 7 exons. Gene Ontology annotation, molecular function: metal ion binding.
UUCUCGGCCGAGAGGCGAAACGACCCAAUGACUGGGCGGACGUGCAUGUAAUCACGCCAGACCGGAAAAAUUAUAGAUAACAUUCCGACGAAACACGUAGUAAAACCUUUUACGGUUGGAAACGUGGUGUAUUAUAAGGCAAACCAUUUAUCCUACAAACAAAAAAAAUUUUGUGUUGGCUUCGCACAGAAGUGGUGAGGCCACCAGCUACACCGGCGCCUCCAAUGCCCGCGCCAAGGACCCGUCCAGCAUCACUAUCAGAGAUCGUGCGACACUCCUCCACAGCAACAAGCACCGCAGCUGGACCGGCCCCCAUGAAAGUCGAGGACGCCGUGGACGAUUUUGGACGCGCCGUGGACGGGUUCCUUGCAGACUCUCCUUCUCCUCCCCGUUUCCAUCGUGAAACCCUUCGUCCCGAGUAAUCGGGCGAGGAGUUUCCUUCUUUUUUUUCCCCUUCGGUCCUGACGUCAUCCGUAGGUUACGGAUGACCGGACCGAAUAGUCCAUUCCCUCUUGCCAACGAGACUGAAGGUUUCAAUCUAAUACGACCAAAUAAUGAAGUACAUGGUGAAGAACAUGAAUCUAGUAAAAGUCAAUCUUAUGUUGACAAUAUUCUGAAAAGUGAAAAAGCAUCAAUGGAGCGUUUUCUAAAUGCUAAAUUUGAUAAAUUUAAUGAAAUAAUUAAUCAAGCAUCAAAAAAAGUUAAAAAAUUGAAGAAAACACUUCUAAAACAUAAACUCGCCAAUAUAGAAUUAGCAAAAAAGAAUUUAGAUUACGAAAAUACUUUAAAAAUACAGCAAGAUCAAAUAUCAAAAAUUGAAGAAACGAUCAAAGCAAAAGUCUAUAGUGUUCUAGAAAGUGAUUUAUUAUGUCCAAUUUGUAAUGAAUUAAUGGUUAAGGCGUGUACAACUAAUUGCAACCAUACAUUUUGUGAAGUUUGUUUAGAUACUCAUGUUGCAAAAAGGCCUUUGUGUCCUAUUUGUCUAACUUGUGUUAGAACCAAAACUCUUUGUCUAGCUUUGGAUAACUUUAUUACUAAUAUUUGUAAUCUUCUUGGGAAUGAAAUAAAAGAACAUCGGGAAAAAGUACAACAAGAAAAAUUGACAGUUAAUGUCCCACGACUAAAGUAUCCGCUACAAGUUGCUAGAAGAGGUGGUAUAAGAGGUGGUAGAAGAGGUGGUAGAAGAAGUUUAAGAUAAUUUACCUUAUUGUUAAAAAUAAAAUAUUUUCUAUAAAUUAUCUCACCUAUUGUAUUUUAAAUUUUAAUUAAAAGAUAUUUGAUACCAAGCAAAAUGAUAGGUACUUUUUUAACAACUAUGAGCACAAUAACAUAUUAUUUAAUGUUUUUAACACAAAUAUAAAUAAGCAUAAGUAUUUUAAUUAUAUUUUACAUGAACUCUAUUAAAUAAUAAAAUAAAACCUUGGGAGCUAGAGCUAUUGGUUGGUACAUAAGAAUUUUGUUCGC